Messenger RNA from Priapulus caudatus, 3573 nucleotides. RefSeq names its product trifunctional enzyme subunit alpha, mitochondrial-like. Gene Ontology annotation, cellular component: mitochondrial fatty acid beta-oxidation multienzyme complex. Gene Ontology annotation, biological process: fatty acid beta-oxidation. NCBI's taxonomy places the organism in Eukaryota, Metazoa, Priapulida, Priapulimorpha, Priapulimorphida, Priapulidae. The record is from RefSeq and is a predicted model, not a curated record. Gene Ontology annotation, molecular function: NAD+ binding; enoyl-CoA hydratase activity; long-chain (3S)-3-hydroxyacyl-CoA dehydrogenase (NAD+) activity.
AGACAAAGUUUCACACGAUACAUUUCAUCAACUUCAUCCAUGAUGGCUCCAAGAACGUAUCUGCAUCUUAACAUAAAGGAUGAUGUUGCCAUUAUUAAUUUCAAUGACCCUAAUGCCAAGGUAAAUUCGCUCAACAGGACUGUGAUGGCGGAGUUCGAGGAAGUAAUGGCUGAAGUGCAGGGCAACAGUCAGGUGAAGAGUGCUGUGUUGAUCUCGUCCAAGCCCGGCACCUUCAUCGCCGGUGCUGACAUCAACAUGCUGGCUUCAUGCAAGGACGAGGAGGAACUAUUCAACAUCUCACGAAGUGGCCAGAAGGUUCUUGAAUCGAUAGAGAAGAGCUCGAAACCCGUAGUGGCUGCUAUCCAAGGUGCCUGUCUGGGAGGGGGGCUUGAGGUGGCUCUGGCAUGCCACUACCGCAUAGCAGUGAAUAACAAAUCUACGCUGGGCCUGCCUGAGGUGAUGCUGGGACUGCUACCGGGAGGUGGAGGAACGCAGAGACUCCCACGACUGAUUGCAUUACCCGAUGCGAUGGACAUGAUGCUAACAGGCAAAAACAUUCGUGCGGCGAAGGCUAAGAAAAUGGGAUUGGUCGACAUGGUAGUUGCACCACUAGGGCCGGGAGUGAAGACUGCGGAUGAGAGGAACAUGGAGUAUCUGGAGGAGGUAGCCGUGCAGGUGGCCCGCGGGCUGGCCGACGGCAGUGUGUCCAAAGUGAGGACGAAGAACCUCAUGCGCACUGCUGGUGGCAGCCUCACCAACAAAACUGAGGAUGAGGUACUGUCAUCCAUCAAAAAGCUCGCCGUGCGUCUGCUUACCACGGGAAUUGCUGACUCUGAAAUCCAGCUUGAUCUUUUAGGAGACAAGAACCAGGACAUGGGCUUGGAAGAUGUCUUCCAGUUCAUUGAGGCAAAAGAGGCCGGGAAACGCUCUGCCUCCUCCCUUCUGGACUCACACGCGGUGGAAGCAGCCAGCAGCUCCUAUCGGAAAACCAGACAGACACAUCUCAAGGAGAAGCAGGAAGUGUGCGCCUACUGCGCAUGGCACAGGAAAAGAUCGACACCUCAGCCAUUCCUUGAUGUGACCGUGAAAGCUGUUCCUGAUGACUAUGAACCCCUUGGUUUCGGCCUGUUAUCCCCUUCGAAGACCUGCUCCAUACCAGCCAUGGCAGACACUGGAUGCCAAAGCUGCCUUGCUGGUUUGAAGGUCGUCCAUCACCUUGGAUUAUGCCUUCAAGACCUCAUCCCAGUCACCGUGGAGAUGCACACUGCGACUAAUGGGGGCAUCACGAUCCUUAGAGCUGCCCCUCUCCUCUUAUCCGGCAAAGAUCCCCUCGGUCAUGUUGUCGAGUCACGGCAACUGACCUACAUCACAGACAUCUCCGAUAAGCUCUUCCUCAGCAAAGAGGCCUGCAUCGAUUUGGGGAUCAUCUCGGAAGGCUUCCCCACGCUCGGCAUGACACAAGGGGCACACCAACCGGACACGGCAGCCACCCUCAAGAAGGCCUCUGAUGGAACAGCCUGUACCUGCCCUCGGCAUCAACAGCCCCCACCACCCCCUACUAAACUGCCAUUCCCUGCGACUGAGGCGAACCGUGUGACGCUGCAAAAGUAUCUACUUGACUACUUCAAAUCAAGCACAUUUAAUACGUGUGAGCAUCAGCCCUUGCCACUAAUGGACAGCCCACCUAUGAAAUUGAUGGUGGACCCUGAAGCAGAGCCAGUCGCACAUCACACAACAGUGCCUGUCCCACUCCACUGGCGAGAUGCCUUCAAGGCUGGUUUAGAUAGUGAUGUUCAGUUGGGUGUGCUCGAACCAGUACCCAUCGGGGAGCCUGUUACCUGGUGCCACAGGAUGGUGGUGUGUGCAAAGAAAGACGGUAAACCACGUCGGACGGUUGAUUUCCAGGCCCUCAAUCGAGGAAUGGGCGUACUUCAAGUCACGUUUAGCUUUGAACGGGAUCAGACUAUGUCAAACAUGAGUGCUCGCUUGGACUAUGAGGGCUUUGAUAAGGUGGACAUGGUCAUUGAAGCUGUCUUUGAAGAUCUAAAUGUCAAACAUAAGGUUAUCCAAGAAGUUGAGAAGCACAUUUCAGCAGAUUGCAUAUUUGCCUCUAACACGUCAGCUUUGCCCAUCAGUCAAAUAGCAACGGCUAGCAAGAGACCAGAAAAGGUUAUUGGUAUGCAUUACUUCUCACCUGUAGACAAGAUGCAGUUGUUAGAGAUCAUCACUACGGAUAAAACAUCAAACGAUACCGCAGCGGCUGCUGUUCAGGUCGGGUUGAAACAGGGCAAGGUUGUGAUCGUCGUGAAGGAUGGACCCGGGUUUUACACGACCCGCUGUCUCGCGCCAACCAUGGGAGAAAUAGUUCGACUUCUGCAGGAGGGUGUGGGGCCGAGGAGGCUGGACAAGCUUUCGAAGACGUAUGGUUUCCCGGUGGGACUGGCGGCGCUCCUGGACGAGAUGGGCAUCGACGUCGCUCAGCACGUUGCCGAGGACCUGGGCAAGGCGUUCCCCGACCGCCUGGUGGGAUCGGACCCUAACCUUCUGAAGGACAUGGUCGCCGCUGGAUUCCUGGUUUUCAAGAAGUAUUACAUUGAGCCGACGGGCAGCAACACAGAUGAGGACUUGCAGCUGAGAUUGGUGUCGAGGUUCGUCAACGAAGCUGUCAUGUGCUUGCAAGAGGGAAUACUCAACUCACCAGCAGAUGGCGACAUCGGCGCAGUGUUCGGCCUCGGGUUCCCGCCGUUCCACGGAGGCCCCUUCAUGUUUGUCGAUCGGUAUGGAGCAGCUAGACUGGUAGAACGCAUGCAGCAGUUUACCGACCUCUACGGCCCGCAGUUCAAGCCCUGCCAGUUGCUGCUGGACCACGCACGCGACACAAGCAAGCGGUUUCAUGCUAACCCAAAGUAGUAGACCGGUGAGGCCAACGCACAGCAGCACCAGCCCCUGCGAUGCCAAGCUAGCUGUCGUCAGGGUUGUACGCGCGGUCACCGCAUAAGCAAACGUGUAGAGGUAAACUUAGAGGUACCGAAUUAACUGUUAGUCGUCUGUUAGACCCAACUCAUUCCAAAAAUUUUAAUCGAUGUCGACAGACAGGCUCCGUGAAAACUAUUUUCUGUAUACAAUGUUGGUUUAAGCUUGUUUUAUGCUUUCCUAUGAUGGUGGUGAACCCUCUACAUAGUGCCAGUAGGGUGACACAGUGAUGGGUGUCGGUCUGUUGUGUUAAAAGUAUGUAUAAAUUGUUAUUGUGGUCUCAGUGUCAUCUUGUUUGUACGAAGUUUGCAUGCAGUUUUAAGUUCGCAUGCUGCCAGGUUUGUGUACGAUGGCACUUUAAACAAUUGGAAAAUAAUAAAUAUGGCACAUUGUCAGCAUUGAAGGGCAAUUAUUGAACUACAAUACAAGCUUUUUUAAAAGGGCUUUUCGGUGACCUGUACAUACCUUUCUGCUACGUCAAGGAUUUAUAAUGUGAUGUUAUGAUAACACCUGUUAAAACUUUAUUAACUGCAACAUUUAUUAUUGUAUGACUAUUAAAAGUAUGCGCCAUUAAAAACUUAUGCGGCACAUAUAAAUUAA